UAUGGGCCAGCGUUGAAACCAGCCUAAAUUUGACCACUAAUAUUUUAUUAUUUUUUAGCUCGGCAGUGCCGCAGCCUCGCCCUCCAUUUUCAGUUUCUGCAAUCGGCGAAGCAAAAAAUCACAAUAAACAUCCCUUUUAUCAUUCAGAUAUGAAGGUUAGGUCAUCAGUUAAGAAAAUGUGUGAGUUCUGUCGAACCGUUAAACGACGUGGUCGAGUGUAUGUGCUGUGCUCAGUUAAUCCCAAGCACAAGCAACGACAGGGCAUUUCCACGUUUGCAUAUGAAGGUCCAACACCCCUGAUUAGUUCUUCUGUGACAAGUAGCAAGCCGGAGGGUACACUUGGUAGCAGCGUUCACACUGGUCUGCCUUCUCUUAUAUCCAAGAAGACUGAGCCCUCUGUGACACCUUGGUGGAGAGUUGGUCUGGCUUCAAUUUUGCUAAAUCGUGCCACUAAGCAGUAGAAGAUUUGGCUGGAGAAUUUCAACUUUCCAACGCAUGGGAGUAUAUGUUCGAAUUUUGUUGCUCUUGCAGCGCAGCUUGCUAAACUGUUUUGGUAAUAGAUAAUGUUAUUAGCCCAUCAAAAUUAUGUCAUCUGUGAUUUGUCUUCCCGAAACUUAAACUACGAGCAGAACCCAUGGCUGAAAGAAUAAAACGAGCAGAAUGGACAAAGGAUUUUGCAGGUUCGUUUAAAAUAGAUCAUGUUACAGGGAUUUUGUAAGGGACUAGUAGAUGCACUCGGGGUUUAGCAAGCGACAAGUGCUCUAUUGGGCCCCUGCAGCCCUUGGGCCUCAUUCAGCUUGUAGCACUGCUGACCUGAAGUUUGGGGCUCUUUGAGAAGGGCCCAACAGUAAUGUGUGGCCCGAUCCACUGGACCGGUGCGUUUCUACUGCCAGUCGUGAGAGAUUUGGACCUGUAUAGGAUUUUUUUUUUUUUUUAACAGCGAUAAUAUUUGUAUAAUUUAUUCUAAACUAGUUUAAAUGGAGGGGAGCCUAACCAGCGGGAUUUCGUUGAA
This is a messenger RNA of Coffea arabica (coffee), 1012 nucleotides long. The record is from RefSeq and is a predicted model, not a curated record. Lineage: Eukaryota; Viridiplantae; Streptophyta; Magnoliopsida; Gentianales; Rubiaceae.